Molecule: messenger RNA, 5265 nt
Organism: Anarrhichthys ocellatus (wolf-eel)
Lineage: Eukaryota; Metazoa; Chordata; Actinopteri; Perciformes; Anarhichadidae
Gene: duox
Product: dual oxidase
Exons: 34
Coding region: 181-4821 (1546 amino acids)
Biological process (GO): superoxide anion generation; defense response; response to oxidative stress
Cellular component (GO): plasma membrane; NADPH oxidase complex
Molecular function (GO): peroxidase activity; heme binding; superoxide-generating NAD(P)H oxidase activity
Source: RefSeq, a predicted model, not a curated record
UCUCAUGCAGUUUGUGAUCAGCUGUGCAAUGCAAGUUGACUUUAGUUAUUGCACCAUCCCUCACCUGCACUUAUGCUCCUGCACUACAACUCCUCCUGCACUACUGCACUUCAGCCUCUCCAGUGGAAGUCCUUCACUCCUCUCGGCGGCAGACUGAGCUGAGGAGCAUCUCUCGCAUCAAUGGAUUUGCGUAAACGGGUUUGGAGUAUCUGCGCAGCGGUUGGCUUGGUGCUCAUAGUCAGUGAACAGUCCCGCUGUGAAAAAAACUGGGAGGUUCCUCGCUUCGACGGCUGGUACAACAGUUUGGGAUAUCCCAGACGCGGAGCUGUCGGUUCUCGCCUUGUGCGCCUUGUGCCCGCGCAUUACUGGGACGGAGUCUACCAACCUGUCCAGGAGCCGCCAAACCCCCGCAGGCUGAGCAGCCUGCUGGCCGGGGGCCCCUCCGGUUUGCCCUCAACACGCAACCAGACCGUGCUCUCUCUGUUCUUUGGUUAUCAUGUUUCUUUUGAAAUGUUUGACUCAAGAAGUCCUGGGUGUCCACCUGAGUUCAUGAACAUCCCAGUUCCAAAAGGUGACCCUGUCUUUGACCCCACUGCCACUGGAAAAGUCCUGCUGCCCUUCCAGAGAGGACCGUGGGACAAAGAGUCCGGGCAGAGCCCCAGUAAUCCUCGCACACAGGUCAACUUGGUGACCGCAUGGAUAGAUGGCAGCUCCAUCUAUGGCCCCUCCACGUCCUGGUCUGACUCCCUGAGAAGCUUCUCUGGAGGGUUCUUGACUUCAGGCCCUGAGUGGAACAUGCCAAAUCAGGCAAGAGGACACAGUUUCAUGUGGGCCGCCGCUGACCCCACUACAGGAGACCACGGACCUCACGGGCUUCUUGAGUUGGGAAAUGCCUGGGCCAAUGAGAACAUGUUCACAGCAGCAGAGGGGAUUAUCUGGUUUCGCUACCACAAUUAUGUAGCUUCCAAACUGCAUGAGGAACACCCAGAGUGGUCAGACGAAAAGCUGUUUCAAAACGCCAGGAAGAUCGUUGUUGCCACAUUCCAGAAUAUUGCUCUCUACGACUGGCUGCCUGGAUAUCUUGGAGACAAAAAGCUCCCUCCUUACCCAGGUUACCAGAAGUUUGUUGAUCCAGGGGUCUCUCCUGAGUUUCAGGCUGCUGCCAUUCGAUUUGGCAUUACUAUGGCCCCACCUGGGGUUUACAUGAGAAACAGAACCUGCCAUUUUAGGAAGCUUGUCAACACAGAUGGCAGCUCAUCACCAGCAAUGCGUCUUUGUAACAGCUUUUGGAAACGUCAGACAGACGAUGUUAAGACAACAAGCCAGGACAUAGACGACCUCCUCAUGGGAAUGGCUUCGCAGAUUGCAGAGAGAGAAGACAAUGUUGUCGUGGAGGACUUAAGAGACUUCAUGUACGGACCCCUGAGGUUCACCCGGACAGAUCUGGUGGCCAUAACUAUCCAAAGAGGAAGAGACUUUGGCCUGCGUAGUUACACUGAGGUCAGAAAAGCUCUGGAUCUGCCUCCUGUCAUCACAUUUGAAGACAUAAAUCCUGAGCUCAACAGCACCAACCCACAGUUGCUCAACGAUAUUGCAGAACUGCACAGCAGAGACAUCUCAAAACUGGAGCUCUUCCCUGGAGGACUACUGGAAUCUCUUGAUGGUCCGGGUCCAGUUUUCUCCGCGAUCAUCUUGGACCAGUUUGAACGCAUUAGAAACGGAGACCGCUUCUGGUUCGAGAACAAACAGAAUGGUUUGUUCACAGAUGAGGAGAUCGAGAUGAUCCGCAAUGUGACCUUUCAUGACGUUCUUAUCGCAGUCACAAGUGCAGAAACCACUGAUAUACAAAAUAAUGUGUUUUUCUGGAAGGAUGGAGACCCUUGUCCUCAGCCAGUGCAACUGAACACAUCAAUGCUCCAUCCCUGCACUAAUGCUACCAAACUCAAUUACUUUGAUGGGAGCCAAGCUGGCUUUGGGAUAUGUAUCAUUAUUCUGUUCCACUUUCCUGUUGUUAGUUUUCUGGUGGCCUGCAUGGUGGCGUAUCUCCGCAAGUACAGGUACAGGAAGUUCCAGAGAAGAAGAAAAGCUGGUGACAGAACAGAGGAGCCAGCUGUGGAAGUCACGGCCUACGAGUGGCAGGGCCAUAAAAAACCUCUGCAACCCGUCAGCGUGGAGCUCGAUGAGAAGAGAAGGCUGCAGGUCUUUGACAGAUCUGGGUCCGCUCACCGCUGUCUCAAUCUGGGCAACCAGAACUACGUAGACAUCCUUCUCUCCAACGACCGGCACCAGAAAGCUCUGCUGCUCAAAGUAGCAAAAGAGUACGACCUGGUGCUGUUUUUUGAUGACGAGAGCAAACGUGCAGCGUUUAUGAAGCAUCUGCGGCCGGGGUUGACAGACCUCGUGCAGGAGAUUAGAGUGAUGGAGAUGAGAGAGAGGGAACUGCUGAAGGAGGCUUUAACCAAAGAGCAGAGGGCUCAGAUUGUGGAAACUUUCAUUCGACACGCUUUCUCAAAGGUCUUGGAAAUAGAGAAGUGUGACGCUGGGGACAUGAGUGGUGUUUCCCACAAGAAAGCCAGAGAGGUUCUCCAGUGCGAGCUGACAGCGUCUGAGUUUGCCGAUGCUCUCGGCCUCAAGCCCGACUCCUUAUUUGUAGACUCCAUGUUCACACUCGCCGAUAAAGAUGGAAACGGAUACCUCUCCUUCCGAGAGUUUCUCGAUGUGAUGGUUAUCUUUAUGAAAGGGUCUUCUGAGGAAAAAUCUAAACUGAUGUUCUCCAUGAACGACAUUGAUGGAACUGGUUUCUUAUCAAAAGAGGAAUUUGUCAGGAUGCUCAGGUCUUUCAUUGAAAUCUCAAAUGGUGCUCUGUCAAAGAGCCAGGCAGAGGACGGCAUCAGGGCCAUGAUGCAGGCAGCAGGCUUUGAUGACAAGGAGAAAAUCACAUGGGAGGACUUCCAUUUCCUCCUGCGGGACCACGAGAAGGAGCUGCAGUUUGCCCAACUCAAUGUCAAAGGGAUGGAGAAACAGGGAAAGAAGCGGAUGAGUCGAGACCAGAGAGUGUCCUUCAUCUGUUCAGGAAACAGGUCAGAGAACGGGACACAGGCUGUGAUCACUCAUCCAGAUCACAAAUGUAACAACCGCAGCUACAAGACAGAUGGACCGGAGUUACGAAGACGGAAAAAGUUAGGUGUCAACACUCCAAAUGUCUAUGUGAAGCCCAAGCGUGAGCAGUACAUAAGGAACCCAAUCCAACAAAAGAUCCAGCACUUCAAACGUUUCAUUGAGAAUUAUCGCCGUCAUAUCGUCUGCUUCACCGUCGUGUACGGCAUCACAGCUGGCGUGGCGCUCGAAAGAUGCUACUACUACGGUUUGCAGUCCGAUUCGACGGGUAUCCCCGAGACUACCCUGGUGGGCAUCAUUGUCUCCCGUGGCUCGGCCGCCUCCAUCUCCUUCCUGUUUCCCUACAUGCUCCUCACUGUGUGUCGCAACCUCAUCACGCUGUGCCGAGAGACAUUCCUCAACCGCUACAUCCCCUUCGACGCAGCCAUUGAUUUUCAUCGUUUCAUGGCCAUGACUGCCAUCCUUCUUUCAGUUGUUCAUAGUUUGGGCCAUGUGUUGAACGUCUACAUCUUCUCCAUCAGCAACCUCAGCAUCCUGUCUUGUCUGUUCCCCAAAGUCUUUUUCAACAACGGGUCUGAACUUCCUCUGAAGUGGUCGUGGUGGUUCUUUCAAACCAUUCCAGGAAUGACUGGUGUAUUGCUUCUUUUUACUUUGGCAUUUAUGUAUGUUUUUGCCUCACACUAUUUCCGUCGCAUCAGCUUCCGUGGAUUUUGGAUCACACAUUACCUCUACAUUGUUGUGUACAUUCUAACAGUUCUUCAUGGCAGUUUCGCCCUGAUCCAAGAGCCCCGUUUCUACAUCUACUUAAUUCCACCUGCACUGCUCUUCCUGCUGGACAAACUGAUCAGCUUGAGCAGGAAAAACAUGGAGAUCCCGGUGCUCAGAGCUGAGCUGUUGCCUUCAGGUGUGACACAUCUGGAGUUCAAGCGACCACAGGGCUUCGUGUAUCGUUCAGGCCAGUGGGUUCGUAUUGCAUGCCUGAUUUUGGACACAGAUGAGUACCACCCAUUCACACUGACGUCAGCCCCGCACGAAGAGACGCUGAGCCUGCACAUCCGAGCUGUGGGGCCCUGGACCAGCCAGCUCAGAGACCUCUACACCGAAGAAAACCUGCUCGAGCUCGGAGCCUAUCCAAAGCUGUACUUGGAUGGCCCGUUCGGUGAGGGCCAUCAGGAGUGGAUUGACUUUGAGGUGUCUGUUCUGGUGGGAGGAGGAAUUGGAGUCACCCCAUUCACCUCCAUCCUGAAAGACCUGGUGUUCAAGUCCUCCAUCAAGUCCAAGAUUCAGUGUAAAAAGGUGUACUUCAUCUGGGUGACACGAACACAGCGUCAGUUUGAGUGGGUGUCAGACAUCAUCAGGGAGGUGGAGGAGAUGGACACCCAGGAGCUAGUCUCAGUCCACAUCUACAUCACGCAGGUGGCCGAAAAGUUCGACCUCCGCACCACCAUGCUGUACGUGUGUGAGCGCCACUUUCAGAAGGUGUGGAGCCGCAGUCUCUUCACCGGCCUGCGCUCCGUCACUCACUUCGGCCGGCCGCCCCUGGUGUCCUUUCUCAGCUCACUGCAGGAAGUUCACCCCGAGGUGGGUAAAAUCGGUGUAUUCAGCUGCGGACCACCUGGACUGACCAAGAACGUGGAGAAAGCUUGCCAGCAGAUGAACAAGAGGGAUCAGGCCCAUUUUAUACAUCACUAUGAGAACUUCUGACCUGCCUCUUAGCAUUGGACUACAUGGUUGCAGAACGAAAGAUGAGACACUUUACAAUGGAGAAUACAAGUUACUAAAGCAGUUGAUGACAAAAUCACACAAUCACAGAAACAAUGUUGGACAUUUUGAUUUAAUGUAAUGUCUACCGAUUAAAUGUGUCUUCUUCUUUACAUCUAUAUUCUCUAUUCGUGAAUAUUAUUGUUAUACAUUCAUUUCUAUCAGUCAAGGAUGAGAUUUCUUUAUUUCUUAUAUCACAAAAACAUACAUGAUUAUAUUCACAAGAUAUGUCAAAUCAUUUCUAAUCAUCAUGCGAGUUCUUAUUUGCUGUUUGACUCAAAUAUGUAACUGUCGUUACCUGUCAUGUCAUUACUUUGUUCAAUUGUUUUUAUGUCAUUGAUUUCUUGUGUUUUGUGUGAAAUAUGUGGAACAAAUAAAAUCACAUUU